Cladocopium goreaui is the source of this 551-nucleotide messenger RNA. Lineage: Eukaryota; Dinophyceae; Suessiales; Symbiodiniaceae. The record is from the annotation of a GenBank genome assembly.
AUCCCUCACCGGACGGCCCCGGGAACACUUCCGGAUGGAUCGAACUUGCUGUCGACGGCGCAUGGUUGCUUCUAAGCGUGGAUCCGGUGCCGACGUCUCGACGGUGGGCGCCACAGCCUCCUCGGAGGCCCCAGAAUGGCCCGCUAAGAGGCCUCGUGGACUGAUCAACGGGGCAAAGGCCGACAGUGCUCAGGCUGGCGAGGAGCGAAACAGCGACGCUGCAUCUUCCAGGGAAGAGCUCUUCGAGGGCUUCAGACGCUCCGAAGUCGUUCGCCUGCUGAAGCAGACCUUGUCGGACUUGGGUUUCCACGCCACCCGUCAUACCUUGGAAGUGGAGUCCGGGCCAAGCCAUGAAGAAGCUUUGGCUGGAUUGAGGACGGAAAUUCUGGCAGGUCAAUGGGAUGAGGCGUUGCAGAUUGCCUCCUUUCUCUCCUUAGACCUCCCAGAGGUGGCCGCGCCCUUGCGGCGCUUGUUGCUGGAGCAAAAAUGCUGCGAUUUGCACGAAAAGGGACACACCCAGGCGGCUCAAGAAGUCUUCGAGGAGAUUGCUG